CCACUGCCUGACUACCUUCACCGCAGAAGAAGAAAGAAAAAAAAACAACAAAAACAAGAAGCAGAAGCGUGCAACGCCAAUAUUUGACUACAAAUAUAUGAAUAUUUGAAAAACUACUCAGUAGGUCUCGUGUAAGGUAGCAUGCUUUAUUUAAAAUGGCUAUUUACGCUUUUAGAGGCCCCGGUCUUUGUUUUAUGGUAAGUAAAUGUCGAUAGGUCGUAGCUUUUACUGCCCACCGAAAAUCUGGAGGGUGCGCAAAGAAGCGGGAUGAAGACUGUCAUCGUCAUCAGCUCUGACUCUGACAGUGAUGAAGACGACUCGGGUGUGGAAUUUGUCCGCUCCUACAGCGUCACCAAAACAGAGUCCAAAACGGCGGUGCGAGCUGACGUCCAUGACGCCUCUAUCAACCCUGUUGUUUCAUUUGGGGAGAAAGAAUCAACCCAGACCUGUCCAGAAGUUAAGUUGCAUGAAAAACAAACAGACUUCAAUGUGAACACUUUGAAGAAGGCCAAACAAGAGGAGGAAAAUGUACCUAAAAGAACAUUGAAAGACAACACUUCAAAUGAACGUCAUUUACAUAGACACAAAUCAUCAAAGGAGGACUGUGGGGAGUUGAAGCCAACUUUGGAAGUGCUAUCUAUUCAGUUCAAACCGGAACUUAGUUACAGAGUACAUGUACCAAAUAAACUGCACUUUCUGGAAAUGGGAGUAACAGAAGGCACACAUUCAGGACAGAAAGCUUCUCUUGGUUUAAAUGACGAUGCCACUCGGACGUUACCGUAUCCUGGACAACUACAGGGAACUCAUGUAGACAAAAUGGAUGACGCGUCUUCAUCGAGGCCCGUCCUCUCUUUAUGGCAAGGGACAGAAGAUGUGACUGAUGCAAAGUCACACAGGUCUGAUCAUCUGACCCAGAGCAUUCCUGUUGACUCUCUAUGGUCUAAAAGUGAGGACUUGGAAGACUUUUGGUCCGGUGGAGAUGAAGCAGAUAGAGACAGUCCAACAUAUUUCAUGUGGCAAGGGGAAAGUGAUGGAGAAGGGAAUCCUGAAGUUGAAUUCAGGGGGGCCAGUCAGAAUGAAAGGAAUUUUGUGUGCCCAGAUACGUUCCAGAGAUUAAUGGAUGGAUUAGCACAUACCCUGAUGCCUGAGAAAAAUGUGAACUGUGACACUUCUAAGGUGGAAUGCCAGCAAAGGCUCAGCCUAGUUUAUAUCACCAUGGACGAAAACUACCAUGAAGGCACUUUGCAUGUUUUGUCGGACCUCCUCCAUCCUGGCUACUGUCCUCCCAAGGAUGUCAUGUCCCACCUGCUAAGUGGCAUCCUGCUGGACCCUCUGUGUCAACAUCACCUUUGUGUACAGGCCUGGAAUCUGCUGAUGAUGGCACAAAGACACCACCUGGCUGAUAAAAACACAGUUCCAUGGAGCUGGGAGAUGGUGACUUCAGUCAUGUCCAGUCAGGACAAGAAAAGCAACCAUCAACCUGAGGUGGUGCGCAUGCUCCUGGAGUAUAUUGUGCAGACUUUGGAGGAUGACUUCUCUUACAGAAAGUCCACGUCUGAACUCCAUCACUCCAUAGCAAAAGCUACGUUGUCAUGCAAUCAGCUCUUCCCACAAGUACAAGAUGUUAUCAAGUGGCUAUUUUCUGCCAUCAUCAAAUCGACUGAAAGUGGAGAGAGUAGUGCAGCUGCCAGGGAAAGAGAUGAACAUAUCAGAAUUGUGUCCAUUCUCCAGCGGAUAUUGUGUCUUGCUUUAGAAGCAGAUCGCACUCCUGCGCUAAGCGCACCAAAGUUGUCCCAGGAGCUCUUCUUCACACUCAUCAGCACCGAGCCCCUACGAGCACAGAGGCUACUGCUGCUGAACAGCCUGCAGAGCAACCUGCUGAGAUGGAAGCUGCUGGAACAUCUGCUGGACUAUGCGUGUCCACUGAAAACACCUGUGCCCAUGUCACUCAGUCGCUUGCUGCACUUUUUGGAGAACUGCACACUGGCUGCAGACCCAACGGAUAAUGGUGAACGUUGGAAGAAAUGGGAGGAGUUGGUUCAACACCUCUGGAUGUUGCUAGUCAGCUACAACACAACUAUGAAAGGAUAUCUGUACACCUCAGUCAGCAAGCAAACAAGCCGAGCUAGCUCCUUGGUCUACAAGCUCGAUGAUACGCUAACAAAGGCGGCCAUUUGUAAAGCCGUGGAGGCCUUCCUCGCAAGAUCCCAGGCAGACGUUGGCCAAGCGUUGCCUCCCCACGUAGAGGAGUCCCUCACUUACUUACAGGACUUCCUGCUAGAUGUCUGUGAAUGUUAAAUGAGGAAACAGUUGAUUUUAUUAAAUGUCAUUAUAGUGUCUGUAAGAAAUGUUUAUAACUAAACUGUUUUGCUUUUGUGUAAAUGUAAAAAUAUUCAUUUAGUAUUACUUUUAUCUAAUAUUUAAUAUUUUUAGAAGUAUUCAUAAGAUGUACUUCUUUGGAACCCUUUCUAGACAAGUGAAAUUUUUGUGCUAUUAUACAUCCCAUUCUUACACUAUGGGGUUUAAUAUGACAUUUUCUAUAGGGGUGAGGUCAGGAUUGUGCAGGCCAGUUAAAUUUAUCCACAUCAAACUCUCUCAUCCAUGUAUUUAUGAACCUUGAAUUGUGCACUGAUGCACAGUCAUGUUGGAACAGGGAGGGGCCAUCUCCAAACUUAUUCCCACCAAGUUGGAAAUGUGCAAAAUAUUAACCUCUGAGCUCCAGUGAAAGGAACUCGAAUGCUUCAGUAUACCAAAAGAUUUUGGACAGUCAACCUUUAAUACCUUUUCCUGUUCCAACAUGUCUGUGCACGAGUGCACAAAGCAAGGUCCAUAAAGACAUGGUUAAGAGAAUUUGGUAUUGAUAAAAUUGACUGGCCUGCACAGAGUCCUGCCGUUAACCCAAUAGAACACCUUAGGGUUGAUUUUGAGUGGACAGUGAGCCAGGCUUUCUCGUCCAACAUCAGUGUGUGACCUCACAAAUAUGCUCCUUGAAGAAUGGCCAAAAAUCCCCAAUAACUCACUCCUAAACUUUGUUGAACUACUUUUGGCAAUAGAGUGUAGUGUAUAUAUGUAGUGUACACUUUUUUUCCAGAAGAAGCAGUAACAUAGGGUAACCUACAAGAGUGGAUUACAUUUUGUGCAGACGAUAUAAUCUGAAGGAGGUUACUAGUUUAAGGUAGUGGUAGGGAAGAAUGUGGCUAAAAAGCAUCGGAUGGUGGUGUGUAAAAUGACCCUGGUGGUGGGGAGGAAGAUUAAGAAAACAAAGGCGGAGCAGAGAACCAUGUGGUGGAAGCUGAGAAAGGAAGAGUUUUUUUGCGGCUAUAUAUGUAUGUGUGUGUGUGUGUAAUAAAUAAAUAGAUAGAUAGAUAGAUAGUGGGUACGGAAAGUAUUCAAACCCCCUUAAAAUUGUCACUCUUUGUUAUAUUGCAGCCAUUUGCUAAAAUCAUUUAAGUUUUUUUUUUUUCGUCAUUAAUGUACACACAGCUCCCCAUAUUGACCAAAAAAAAACGGAAUUGUUGAAAGUUUUGCAGAUUUAUUAAAAAAGAAAAACUGGAAUAUCACAGUAUUCAGACCCUUUGCUGUGACACUCAUGUUUAACUCGGGAGCUGUCCAUUUCUUCUGAACAUCCUUAAAAUGAUUCUACACCGUCA
This is a messenger RNA of Phyllopteryx taeniolatus (common seadragon), 3650 nucleotides long. It is a transcript of the gene simc1, whose product is annotated as SUMO interacting motifs containing 1. Bases 268 to 2298 code for a protein of 676 amino acids. The record is from RefSeq and is a predicted model, not a curated record. The transcript is spliced from 10 exons. Lineage: Eukaryota; Metazoa; Chordata; Actinopteri; Syngnathiformes; Syngnathidae.